CGCGACGUCGGACGAAGACGGCUCGAGAUCGAGUAUUCAGCGUUGCGUUUUAUCCGCGCUCCUCUCUUUUCUUUCUUGCCUCUCUUCGAGAAAAAUUUCAUGAAAGAGGAACGCAAUCCUCUCUUUCCGUCUCUUUCUUUCCGUUACGGAAACGCGCUUCCCUUCCUUUCCGCCUGCGGGGAUUCUCACACACACGCCCUAUUGCCCCCGACCCGCGAGCGGGGGAGUCAUUGUGUCUCCCCCUCGCGAGAGUCAUCGAUGACUCUCGCUCGUUUCCGCCGCCGCGCCGCGCGGAUAACGACUAACGACGGCGAGUAAACGGAGCGGCGCGAAAACGAAGCGGAGCUAGGUCGGCCGCCGCGUGGCGACGAGUGUAAAUAAGCGAGGAGACGCGACGAUUGUCCCCGCGCGGCUCGAGUAACUCUCUCUUUGACGUUCGCCCUUCCCAAAGAUCCCCCCUCAGAAGGGAGAGUAAUUCCGCUUGAAUUCCGACGUCCCCUCGCGUUUCCGUUUCGCUCUCGGCCGUCCCGGUCCCCUUUUGCGAGAUCGGCCCUCGCGCGCGAUUCGGUCGGUUAUUCCCUGGAUACGACGUAACGGGUGUUCGCUCUCCUCUCCUUCCCUCCUCUCUAUCUCCUCGCCGCUCGAGUCGAGAGAUCCGAGCCACCGAGCAGCGGAACGACGACGAGAGCGGGACUCGCGCGAGCGAGCAGCCAGCGGAUCGCGGAUCCCCUUGUCGCAGCGAAGGUCGCCACGAGCAGACACGUGGCACGCGCUACGUAUCCAUUUGGUCGUGUAUUGAUUCGCCACGCGCGUCCUCUAAGCGUACACACAGAGCGUAUACAUACCAGCCAUGUUGGAUACCGAGCCGAUGACAAAUCCGAUCCGCCUCUCCGGACUCAUCUCGCAGAUAUUGUCUUAUGGCACCGUGCUGAUUCGUGUGCUCAAAUAGCAGUGGACUUACGAGCGAGAGAAGAGUAUAAAACACGGAGAGAGCCCUGUAGAGCCAAUAAGCAGCUGCAGGGACGAGCAUGGCUUUGUGCCAACGGUUGGCCGCUGGGGCAGCGAAUGGCCGAGUUGACUCGAGACGGCAGAAAUAUGGUGCCAGCCACAGGGGCAGGCACGCGGGCCCUGGAUCAGGGGUGUUCCGCUACCCCUGCCGGUCUGGGCCCAUUACGAGUCACCAGCCCUGACCGUCUCCACGGUCGAACAGUAUGAGGAAUUAGCAGGCAGCGUUGAACUUGAAACGCAACGCUUAUUGCGUGAGCAUCGCUAUGACACUAUUGGUAAUUUCCUCAGGUUCUACAAGGACUACACUGCAAGUGGAGAAAGUGCGCUGGAUCGAUUCUACCGGAAAUAUCAGCCACUGAUAACACACAAACACCAUACUUGCGUCGGUCUUGGAUUUGAAUUAUUGCAUCGAUUAACAGGAUUGAAUAAGCGAUUCCCAGGAAUAGCAAGUGGCCUCUACUUAGUAUCUUGUGAAGAGACAAUUGGUGACAUCGCCGGCUAUGUUGGCGGUCCACCAGCGGCGGAUAGCGGCGAGAAGGAGCAUGUACUAGUGUGCCUGAAAAUCGAGAUUGGCGGACGUCGCGGCGUCAUGCUGCUCGAUCCCGGUUACCACGUAGCGCGCGUUAUCACUGUGAUGGCCGAUAAGUUAUACCCUCACACGGGCUGGUUCACGCAAUCCGACGAGCCAACCUGUAAGAAAGAGUACAACUACUGUCUGUGUGCCGACGAUCCCGAUUAUGUUGAAUGGCAUGAGAGAAAAACUCGUCCUGGUGCCUUGGAGAGGACGCAAGUCGCCCUCAUUUAUGUGGCAAGGCCAUAUUUAACUGCCAUUGACGUUACAGAACGUAGAAACUUGGUUUAUAAUCAGAGAAGUCUCCUUGCCAGAGAUACUAAGGGUCACGUCACCGCCGGCAUAUAUUUCCCCGUUGUAGUAGAUAAGAACAAUACGCAUACCUUCACAAUUUUCUAUCAGACUGGUAACGGGAAGAAGCGAGUCAAGAUGGCAUUCAAUAAGUUCUAUGGUUCGCGUAAGAUAAGUCCUGAUACCGAGGAAAUGGAGAUGAUAGCGGAAUGUGCUCGACAACUCAAUGUUUCGCAAGAGAUCCUGGAAAAUAUCCUCUCCACUUUAGCCACUGUCAUGAGUGACUCUUCAUUUGUGACACAGCUGUUGGCCAUCAACACAAGAAUCAACACCUUAGCGGAGGAUAAUUAACAAACAGAAGUCACUCCAACCAAUGGAGCGUCAACACAAUACCACGUUUUGUUACUUCUUUUGCCCGCUUUCCUCUUACGUUCUUUUUCUUUCAUUAUCUCUCGUAGCUUGUUUUUUCUUUUAUUUAUUAUAAUUACGCUUUUUUAUAAUAUUCGUAUAUUUGCAGAUAUACAAGAUGAAUCUUGCAAUUUUGCAAACUCUUCGCUUUUCGAUCAUCUUAAAACUUUUGUACAUAGAAUGAUGAGAUAAAUUGAAAUCAUUGUAAACUGCAGAAGUACAUUAAUAUUUCUGCAUAAAAAUAUGUCGUUAAUAUUCUUUGUAUAAAAGUACUAAUCAUUGAUCUUAAAGAUGAGUUAUUAAAAAUGCAUGAUUCAGCUCUUAUGAGAAAGCGUUCUUUUAAUAAGAUUCGUAAGAUGUUUUUGACGACUCUAUUAUUUUGCGUAUGCAAUUCAAUGAAAACAUUAACAGAUGCGAUCGAAUAGCAUAAUCUAAAGUACAUACGAUUUUGUUUGAUUUUAUAUAUUCGCUUUUUAUCUAGAAUGCGCAAGACGAAGCCUUAAUCAUUUCAUUCUUAUAACUAAAAAGUUUUUAAAUAUUAUUUUGCUUUAUACUUUAGUCUUGGAUAUGUAGGUUUUUGGGUUUUAUGGUGAUAUAAUAGAUCGGUGUGGUAAUAUUUUCAUUGAACAAUAUUGGUACUAAUGCAGUUAAUAGAUUACUAUUUACGUGUAGAAAAGACUGCACUAAAAUUAUUGGUACAAGGGAUGUUUUUAUUAUGUCACGUGCGCGCACUCGCGCUACACGUUGUUUCUUUCUUAGACUAAUACGUAUAUCUUUCAAUUGUAAACACUAAAUUUGAUUUUGUUUGAAUAAAUUUUUUGACGCAUAA
This is a messenger RNA of Solenopsis invicta (red fire ant), 3107 nucleotides long. RefSeq lists its product as uncharacterized. Bases 1598 to 2221 code for a protein of 207 amino acids. The transcript is spliced from 5 exons. The record is from RefSeq and is a predicted model, not a curated record. NCBI's taxonomy places the organism in Eukaryota, Metazoa, Arthropoda, Insecta, Hymenoptera, Formicidae.